Messenger RNA from Fundulus heteroclitus (mummichog), 1170 nucleotides. Its product is annotated as transmembrane protein 150A. The record is from RefSeq and is a predicted model, not a curated record. Bases 289 to 1170 code for a protein of 293 amino acids. Lineage: Eukaryota; Metazoa; Chordata; Actinopteri; Cyprinodontiformes; Fundulidae. The transcript is spliced from 8 exons.
UAACAAUCCCUUCACAGUGGGGGAAGACAGCUGAGCUGGGAGGAGUUAAAUGCACCACAGUUCAGCUGCUCUCCUCCUCAGAUCAGAACACAUCAGGAGAGAGUCAGAAAGAAGCGAUGAAAGAAGACGGGAGAGACCAAAAGCUGCUUCCUGCCUGAUCCCAGUAAGGUGACAACCCUGUGGCAGUUUUAGUUCUGGGCACUGAAACCUGCAGGAGCGGUGUUGUCCUGCAGCGAGGAAGAGCUGCAAUGAGACACGGAGACUGAACCUUUGAACAAAAAAAAAGUCAUGGUGUUUUCACACCCUGAUUGGUCCUUCAGGUGUGAAGAUCUGCUAGCUCCCGACAUGUCCAUGUGGGCGAUCCUUCCUGUCAGCCUGCCGGUCUUCACCAUCACAGGAAUAUGGGUCGUAUAUGCAAUGGCCCUCUACAACCAGCAUGUCUGCCCUGUGCACAACUGGUUGUAUAACGACUCCUGUGAAGAACAGCUUCCAACACAAAGAGGACCUGAACUGUGUUGCACCCUAGACAACAUACCACUUAUCAGUAAAUGUGGAACUCUGCCACCUGAAAGCUGCUUCUUCAGCCUGAUAUGCAGCACAGGAGCAUUUAUGGUGGUGCUUAUAACCCUGCUGCGUUACGCUCACGUGAUUGAGAAGCACCAGAACUGCGUUCUGAACAUGGCCAGCCUCUCCACCGGGUGGAUCUGUGCUGUCGGUCUCACCAUGGUGGGGAACUUUCAGGUGGAUUUUGCUAAAGUCCUCCAUUAUGUAGGAGCUGGAGUUGCCUUCCCGUCCAGCCUGCUGUUUGUGUGUCUCCAAGCGGCUCUGACCUACAGACUGGCCAAAACCCAAGAGGAGUACCGGGUGGGUCACAUACGAGCGGGGAUGGCUCUGCUGGCACUGAUCACCCUGGUUCUCAGUGGAGUUUUCUUCUGCCAGGAGAGCUUUGCCCUGCAGCACACCUCUGCCAUCUUCGAAUGGGUCUACUGUAUGAUCGUCAUGCUCUUUUAUGGGACGUUUGCCUUUGAGUUUGGGGGCGUAUCGGCCGACACCUUCAUUAUUCUCUCCAGAGGAGGAGGAGGACUACCAAGCUUCUCCCUCCAGGCAAACAAGCCGGAGAUCAGCGGAGGGCCCGGCCACCACCAGGCAGAAAACCUGUCAAUUCUGUAG